This is a messenger RNA of Rotaria sp. Silwood2, 2724 nucleotides long. The record is from the annotation of a GenBank genome assembly. Lineage: Eukaryota; Metazoa; Rotifera; Eurotatoria; Philodinida; Philodinidae.
AUGAAUAGUAGCGAUCAUCAUCAACAACAUAAAUCAGCAAUUAAAGAAGAUAUAACGGAUAUUGUUAAAGAACGAACUCAUUCAAUAUCAUCAAGUCGUCAUAGUUCAAUGUCUUCUGAUAAUUCAGCAAGUUUUAAUAAUGUUACUUUUAAUUUACAAGAUGAUAUACCUUCGGCAACAAUCAAAACACGACAAACAUCGAAAGGUUAUGUAGCCGAUACUGAAUCCUUAGAUUCUUUUGCACUAUCAACAUCUGUUGGUUCAUCAAGUGGUAUGCCAUAUCUAGAAACACAUCGUUAUUCAAUUGAUCAAUUAGCACUGAACAUGGGUUUUGGUGGUAUCAAGCCAAGUGUUAUUAAUCCAUCAAAUUCAUCUACCACUUCAAUAUCAAGUUCAGCAUCUUUAGUUAAUUCUUCAGUUUCUUCUGUUCAACCAGUGAUAGCAUCUUCAAAUUUGAAACAAGAAUUCAAAAGCAACGAUGAUAUAUUUUUAAAUCAGGAAAUAUCCAAUGAGAAAAAUGAUUCUGUAGAAGAACGUGUUAUUAUGAAAGUCGAUCCUGUUGAAAUGACUGCAAAACUUACUGUAGUUACCGUACCUAAAGAUCGUACACGAAGAGCUGCUAUAUUAUUAUCUGGACCUAAAUUUCGAUUAAAUGUUAAGGAAAUUCCAUUAGAAAAGUUACCUAUACGUAGUGAUACCAUUUUUACCAGUGCAAUGAUUGUUGGAGUCAUGUCUUUGAUAUUUGCAUUAUGGAAACCAAUAUCCCCAUAUUUUUCUGGUUUGAUCGUUGGUGUUCUAUUUGCUGCAACAUUAUUUCAUAUAUGGAUUCGAAUUUUUAUCAAUAAAAAAAUAAACGAAAAUGCUAUUGAAGAACGGAUCGAUUUUCCUGCUCUUGAAUCAUUAUUUGCAAAAUAUGACAAAGAAGAUAAAGAUACUAAUAUAAAAGUAACGGGUGCUUCAAUUGCAUUUCAACGUUAUGAAGCUGAUAAUGACGAUGAUUUUGUUCGUUAUCCAUGUGAUAUUCGUCUUGAUGGAUAUCGUCUUAUAAUUCAACUUGCAAGUAAACCUUGGAAUGAAGACAAAAAGCCUGAUAAAGAAGUGAAAUUUAUUGGUUAUCGAGAAUAUUUAAUCAAAGAAGCUCGAAUGACUGUUGUACCUGAAGCAACAUUAACACGUGCUAAAUAUUGGAUGAAUGAUUAUCCAAUUGUUAUACAACAUUUACAAAUACUUGAUAAACAAAUUUAUAAUAUACAACUAUUAGAAAAAUCUAAACUUGAUGCAAAUGAUUUUUUUACUAAUCCAGCAACAACUCUUUCUAUUUGGUUUGAAACUGGUCCACAAAAAGAAGAAUGGUUUCAUAAAUUAUCUUUAAUUUUACGUUAUGGAAAAGAAGAAAUUGAACGAACUAAUAGUCUUAUUGCAGAAGACAAUACUUCUCUUUCAUCCUCUGUCUCUAAUUCAUCAUCAUAUCGUCGUCUAGCUCAAACUGAUUCAGAUAUUGAACUUGUAUCAAAUUCAGUUAAAAAAAUCGAUAUAGAUGCAGGUUUAGUUGAAACACAAAUGAAUAUUGAAGAAUUACAAGAAAAAGCUAACAUAGUAGAAUCAGACAAUGAUGAAAUGGAUGCAAGUGGAACUCAUCGAACACGAGCAAAAAAAUCUAAGAAAAUGACACCAAAUGAAGCUUGUUUACGAAAAGUUCUUCAAUCACCUGAAUGUUUAGAUGAAACAGCAAUAACAGUUAAUUGUAUGGCUCGAAGAUUAUUACGUGAAAUGUUCGAUAGUCCAGUUUUUAAAGAUUUAAUUAAAACUAAAAUCGAAAUGAAAUUAAAAGAAAUUGCUGUAUCUAUUCUUGAAAAUCUUCGUGUUGUAUCAAUUGAUUUAGGAAAUACAUUUCCUCUUAUAUUAAAAGUUGAACCAAUGCAAUGGAAUACUCAAGGACUUUGGCUUAAUUUAUUUCUUUAUUAUCGUGGAAGUAUUAAAUUGUCAGUAAAGACACGUGUUUUACUUCAAAGAUUAAUUAAUUAUAAUCCAAAAAAAGAUAAACCAAUAUUUGCUCAAUAUCAUACAGCCCAACUUGUACAUAAAGAUGAUGAACGUAUUGAUGAAGAUGAUUUAAUUCAAAGACAAAAACUUUUAGCUAAAGAACCUGAAAUACCUGAAAUGGCAGUAACACGAAAACUUGGUCUUGCAUUAAUGAAUUUAGCAUUGAACAAAUAUUUUCAAAUGUUCGCUAAUAUUCCAUUCGUUAAGAAAUUAUUCGAAAAGUUUUCUGAAGAAGAAGUUGGUGCUAAUAUUGAAAUAACUAGUUUCAGUGGUGUUCUCACACUCAACAUUCCUCCACCACCAAGUGAUCGAAUUUGGGUUGGCUUUUCUGAAGUGCCUGUUCUUAAUAUAAAAGCAACACCUACUUAUGGAGAAAAAGACUAUUCUUAUACAUUACUUGAAGACGUUUUGGCAGCUAAAAUACGAGCUGAAAUUAAAAGGAUGGUUGUCUUACCAGCUAUGGAUGAUCAACUUCUUCCAUUCUUCCGAGAUUGGGUUAUUGAUAUUAUUGGUGAAAUUGCUUCGGAACCUAUAAAUCCACUUACAGACAAUUAUAAAGCUAAAUUAAAUGCUCAAGCUGCUGUUCGUGCAGGAUUACAAGAAUAUAGUAAUGGCAAAGAAUUUAAAAAGCAAACGUCCACAACACCAACAGUGUCUUCAGCCGAAUCAACUAAUCUAUAA